UGUCGGAGGUGUCAUAACUUCCUGAGAUUUCCGCACAUGACCGGUAGAACGAACUCGCGUCGGGAGGCCGAGGAGGUCUUACCGCUGUUGGCAUUGGAGGCCGGCUUGUCCGUCCACGAUAAGGCGAUCGACGCGGGCAAACCCAUGGCCAGUGAUCAGAAGCCGUACCAGCGCGCCGGUUAUGUGUCCUACACGCUCAAGCCGGGUACCAGCGGCAACCGACGACAACUCACCGCUGUGUACGGCUCCAUGGCUGCCGGCUCAAGCAGGAAGAGCGGCGUACCAGUGGCCCCACGCCCUACCGAAUCAGACGCACUUCUUGGCGGUAGCGACCAGAACAGCAACCAAAGUGAAACAGAGAGCGACAGUGACGGCAGCUGCACUGCCAGCAGCACGGGCGGCUCGCUCCAGUCCAUUCUGAGAACCCCCUCGGCUGAUUUCUCGUGCCGUAGUCUCAAGAAACAGACCUCAGUCGAGUUUGUGCUGGAUAUCGACAGCGACGAGGAUGAGGACACGAAGCGGAGGCUCGAAGGCUUCUGUGCCUCGCGAUGCAUGCCUCGCCGUCUCACCAUUGAGGAAAAGGCGGCGCUGUACCGUGUACGCCCCGACCUGGAGCUCGUCCCCACUGUGCUACUGCUCUCGGAACUCGAGGAGAUGCGGCGACGACGUCAACGCAAGCUCAUGUUCUCCAUGCUGGGCGCGUCGCUUAUCCUGCUCAUGAUGAUCGUUUUCUACUAUCUCGUCUCGCAAAUGUAACGUGAAUGUUGACCUCCUAGGAACAAGGGUCACACACAGGGGGCCGGCCGGCUGCU
Molecule: messenger RNA, 812 nt
Organism: Phytophthora infestans T30-4
Lineage: Eukaryota; Oomycota; Peronosporomycetes; Peronosporales; Peronosporaceae
Exons: 1
Coding region: 37-756 (239 amino acids)
Source: RefSeq, a predicted model, not a curated record